UAAAAGUCUAUAGCCUAGUUUUGCACAACACGCAUGGCCAUCAAGCGGCAGAGUUCGUCGGAAAUGUCUAGGUCGCCGCCACCACCGCCUCCUAGCAUGUCGCUACCCUCGUUGCCUUUGCCGCUCUUCUCUCUCGUACUGGAGUUUGCCCUGUUCAGCUACACGCCGAAACUGGGGCCUAUGCGCCGCGAAUUUCCCGGAGAAUACCUAUACGAAGUGGCGCUCGUCUCGAAAAGCUGGUAUCAAGCUGUCGACGAACUGGCGGCGCGUUAUCGGCGUGACACGAUGCAGUUGACAUUGAAGUUUGGCUCGAGAGCUGAAGUUAUGGAAAUCCGACGACAAGUUCAACUUCGAGGACGCUCAGUGCGAGAUCUCCGCAUCCGAAUGGGGCGUUCGGACGGCACGCGGUUCGCCACUGGGGUUUGGUGGUGGAUGGAGGACCGCGAGAUCCCGUGGGAUAUUAUUUUCUCACAAAUGCCCGGGCUUAAAAGACUCGAUUUGAGGCUCAUGCCACUGGAGAGUCGGCAUUUGCCUAUUUUACUAAAGACAGCAGCGAAAUUCUGUCUGCAACUGGAGUAUUUGGUGCUCCCAAGGAAACAGGAUAUGGAUGAAAGAGUCAAUAGUGCCGUUAUUGGGAAAAUGACGAAGGUGCUGAGAGGUGCAAUGGAGAGGUGGCAUUUGAAGGGAAAGUGUGGCGGAUUAAAGCAACUGACGGUGCCCACGAGGGAAGAAGAGGACAAGGUUCGGACCAGUACAAGAUUUAUUGAAGACGUAAUUGCAUUUUGUCCGAAUGUGAAGUUUUUGGAUGGAUAUAGCCAUGCUUUGGACGAGAUGAACGAUGUCACGUGUGAGGAGAAGUGGAUGAUUUCGGUCGAGACAUGGGAAAAGUUCAAUAAGACUUGCACUAAGUUGCGCGAAUUUCACUGGGUCGUUGUACCUUUUGCAGAUCCGUUCUUCAGAGUAUUUGGAGAUCACGUUAAGCCAAAUUUGAAGAAGUUGACGCUGACGUCGAAUUUAUCGUGGGACCGUGAGGAGUAUUUUACACGAGAUGCAUCGUUGGGCUUGCCCACUGAGAAGCCUGGAUACGGAUUGCUAGCAAGCGAUGUGGUUGCAGUAUUUAAAGGCUGUCCCGGUUUGAUUGAGCUAGACAUUGCGAUCGACCAGGAGAAAAACGAAGAGGCCCUUGCGACUCUACUCGACGCUGACAUCUUUGGAGACAAGUUUUGGGAGGCCGUUGUUGAGUCUUGCCCGCUCUUGCAGUCUGUGUAUGUGCACGACUGCUCUGCUUUUGGAGGAAGUCGUACUGUCAGACCGAUUCAAACAUUUACGGACCGUAGCCUACUCGCACUUGCGGAUCACUCGCGCUUGGCUUCGAUUGAAUUAUCUGCCGUUUGUUGCUCAGGAGAUGGCGUAUUCGAGUUUCUGCAACGCAUUUUCAAAAUGAAGCACUACGCUGGAGGGAAUCGCACGCUUGACCUGAGCCUCGCAGGACCAAUUGACCACGACACUGCGCUUCCACAUCCGUUCUACUUUGAGCUUAUUACACUACUGAACCGACUCGCCGAGACAAGCGAGGAAGAACUGGGCGCCAUCUCGUGCAGCUUCAAGGCAUCUCUGAAUAUUUUCAAUCCGCACAACUCAUCGGUUGCCAAGGAUUGGAGCACUUCCUACUUACGUGACGAACUGAAACCUAUGCUUGACAAGGUGGCUAGCGCACAUCCAUUUCUCGAUAUGCAUAUCAUUCUUUGCAGAGACAACGAGGAAAGCUUUCGUCUUAUUGAACACCUUGAGCUCGACUGGUGUCCUGGCUCUCAGCAGGGAGACAUUUUCGCCGAGGACGAAUACCUUGGGGACUCUGACAAUGACGGUGGCAGUGAUGAAGAGGUCAUUUUUGACGAAGAAGAUGGCCAUCUUGACCCCCGUGGGAUCUUCUUUAGACGACAUGCCAUGUUCAUGGACGACGAUUAUGAAGUUGUUCUAGCCGAUGAAGUCGAUGGGGAUGAUGGAGCUUGAGGUGGCUCGAGAGGCGUUUAUUAACAUGUACUGAAUUAAGACCUUUUUCUCGGUCAAAACACACUAUGACACUAAACUGUCAUUUCACGAUA
Messenger RNA from Phytophthora nicotianae INRA-310, 2105 nucleotides. RefSeq lists its product as hypothetical. The transcript has a single exon. The coding region runs from base 34 to 2013 and encodes 659 amino acids. NCBI's taxonomy places the organism in Eukaryota, Oomycota, Peronosporomycetes, Peronosporales, Peronosporaceae. The record is from RefSeq and is a predicted model, not a curated record.